This is a messenger RNA of Cercocebus atys (sooty mangabey), 5316 nucleotides long. RefSeq names its product HMG box domain containing 3 (gene HMGXB3). The coding region runs from base 9 to 4373 and encodes 1454 amino acids. Lineage: Eukaryota; Metazoa; Chordata; Mammalia; Primates; Cercopithecidae. The transcript has 20 exons. The record is from RefSeq and is a predicted model, not a curated record.
UAUUUCGUAUGGGUCCGCCCCCAAGCUACGGCUGGGCUGUUGCGCUUGCGCGAGGGGUCGCACGCAGUCACGCGCCGCCGACCGCUUCCGGUGCGCCGCGAGGGCAGCCGGGACGGGUCUCCCUGGCGAUCCGUGGUGUGCUGCUGCUCAGCGGCCAAACCGGUCCCUCGGUGACGACUGUGUAUUUGCUGUCUUCCUCGAGCUCCCCGGGGCUUGACCCCCGGGGCCCUCGGCAGGCAUCGGUGAGGAGCCUGCGGAGCGAACCUGUGCUCCUACACUUGCCCUUCACGACUCCAUAUCGCGACUCCGAGGAGGGGAAGCGAGGGGGGCUGUCGCGACUCCGCGCCGUGUGUCGCCGGGCGGGGCCGCGGGGCCGGGGCUCCUCCAGCCCCCGGGAUGCGCGCGCGAGCCCUCGCCUCCACUUCCUUGUUGCUGCUGUCACGACUGGAGCCGCCUCUCGCCGACAGCGGGGAGCGCGAGUGCGCCAGCCAGGGACCUCGUCGAGCCCCCGGGCCGAGCGCCUCCGGGAAUGUGAGCGGCGCUGCUUGCACGCUCCUCCGGCCAUGGACGCAUCAUAUGAUGGUACUGAGGUAACUGUCGUGAUGGAGGAAAUUGAGGAAGCCUAUUGUUACACCUCUCCUGGGCCACCCAAGAAGAAGAAAAAGUAUAAAAUACAUGGAGAGAAGGCCAAGAAACCCAGGUCUGCUUACCUCCUGUACUAUUACGACAUCUACCUGAAAGUGCAGCAGGAGCUCCCCCACCUCCCCCAGUCUGAGAUCAAUAAGAAGAUUAGUGAGAGUUGGAGGCUUCUCAGCGUGGCCGAGAGGAGUUACUACUUGGAGAAAGCCAAACUAGAGAAGGAAGGUUUGGAUCCUAACUCUAAGCUCUCUGCACUGACUGCUGUGGUUCCGGACAUCCCAGGUUUCCGCAAGAUCCUCCCACGCUCAGAUUAUAUCAUCAUCCCCAAGAGCAGCCUGCAGGAGGACCGGAGCUGCCCUCAGCUAGAGCUAUGUGUGGCUCAGAACCAGAUGUCCCCGAAAGGACCUCCUCUUGUGUCCAACACUGCCCCGGAGACAGUGCCCAGCCAUGCAGGCAUGGCAGAGCAGUGCCUGGCUGUGGAGGCCCUGGCUGAGGAGGUGGGAGCCCUUACCCAGUCAGGUGCUGUACAGGAGAUUGCCACCUCAGAGAUCCUCAACCAGGAUGUGCUCCUAGAGGAUGCUUCCCUGGAAGUAGGAGAGAGCCACCAACCUUACCAGACAAGCCUGGUAAUUGAAGAGACCUUGGUGAAUGGCUCAGCAGACCUCCCCACUGGAAGCCUGGCUGUGCCCCACCCCCAGGUUGGAGAGAGUGUAUCAGUGGUAACAGUCAUGAGGGAUUCCAGUGAGAGUAGCUCCUCUGCACCAGCCACACAGUUCAUCAUGUUGCCUCUGCCUGCCUACUCAGUUGUGGAGAACCCCACCUCCAUCAAACUGACCACUACAUAUACCCGCCGGGGCCAUGGGACAUGCACCAGCCCAGGGUGCUCCUUUACAUAUGUCACCAGGCACAAGCCACCUAAGUGCCCUACCUGUGGUAACUUCCUAGGAGGGAAGUGGAUUCCAAAGGAAAAGCCAGCCAAAGUAAAAGUGGAAUUGGCUUCUGGUGUCUCUUCCAAAGGCUCUGUGGUGAAAAGAAAUCAGCAACCUGUCACCACUGAGCAAAAUUCCUCUAAGGAAAAUGCCUCCAAACUGACUCUGGAGAAUUCGGAAGCUGUAAGCCAGCUCCUGAAUGUAGCUCCUCCCAGAGAAGUAGGUGAGGAGAGUGAGUGGGAGGAAGUGAUCAUCUCCGAUGCCCAUGUUUUGGUUAAGGAAGCUCCUGGGAAUCGUGGUACAGCAGUCACUAAGACACCAGUCAUCAGAAGUGGUGUGCAGCCUGAGGUCACUCUGGGGACAGCUGACAAUGACAGUCCUGGAGCAGACAUACCAACACCAUCUGAGGGGACAAGCACCUCCAGUCCACUCCCUGCUCCUAAAAAACCUACAGGGUUGACCUGGCUUACCCUGGGUCCAGGCUCGAGCUUAAAGGCAGAGCACGGGGGCAAGCCUCAUUUACUGGGUGCAGCAAGAUCCAUGAGUUUUACAUUUGCCCUGACAGGAAUAUCAACUGGCUUUUACUUUGAGAAUUAUUUUAUUUUCCACACAGAUAUGGCAGCUCUGGGUGUAUGUGUGAUCUUGCGGUGUAAAAGGAAGCUACCAAGUGGCCCAUCCAACAGGACUUCUCAGGUGAAAGUUGUGGAGGUCAAGCCCGAUAUGUUUCCUCCAUAUAAGUACAGCUGCACUGUGACAUUGGAUUUGGGCCUGGCUACAUCAAGAGGCCGGGGAAAGUGCAAGAAUCCCUCUUGUAGCUAUGUCUACACCAACAGGCACAAACCUCGGAUUUGUCCCAGCUGUGGUUUUAACCUUGCCAAAGACCGGACUGAGAAAAACACCAAGGCUAUCGAGGUGAGCUCACCACUCCCAGAUGUACUGAAUGCCACAGAGCCCCUGAGCACAGCCCAGAGGGAGAUCCAGCGCCAGUCCACACUGCAGCUGCUGCGCAAAGUCCUGCAGAUUCCUGAGAAUGAGUCAGAGCUGGCUGAGGUCUUCGCCUUGAUUCAUGAACUCAACAGCUCUCGACUUAUCUUGUCCAACGUGAGUGAGGAGACAGUCACCAUCGAGCAAACCUCUUGGUCGAAUUAUUAUGAGUCUCCGUCCACGCAGUGCCUUCUCUGUAGCAGCCCAUUAUUCAAAGGGGGACAAAACUCCCUGGCUGGGCCCCAGGAGUGCUGGCUGCUGACAGCCAGCCGUCUGCAGACAGUGACUGCCCAGGUGAAGAUGUGUCUGAACCCCCAUUGUCUGGCCCUGCACAGCUUCGUAGACAUCUACACAGGUCUCUUUAAUGUGGGGAACAAGCUGCUGGUAAGCCUGGACUUGCUUUUUGCAAUCAGAAACCAGAUCAAGCUCGGAGAGGACCCCAGAGUGUCUGUCAGUGUUGUUCUGAAGUCAGUGCAGGAGCAGACAGAGAAGACUCUGACCUCGGAGGAGCUGAGCCAGCUGCAGGAGCUGCUGUGCAAUGGCUAUUGGGCCUUUGAGUGCCUCACUGUCCGAGACUACAAUGACAUGAUCUGUGGCAUCUGUGGUGUGGCCCCCAAAGUGGAACUGGCCCAGAGGAGUGAAGAGAAUGUGCUAGCAUUGAAGAGCGUGGAGUUCACCUGGCCUGAAUUCCUGGGCUCUAAUGAGGUAAAUGUGGAGGACUUUUGGGCCACGAUGGAGACAGAGGUGAUUGAGCAGGUGGCAUUUCCUGCCAGCAUCCCUAUCACCAAAUUUGAUGCCUCCGUUAUUGCCCCCUUCUUCCCACCACUCAUGAGAGGAGCUGUGGUCGUCAACACUGAGAAAGACAAAAACCUGGAUGUGCAGCCAGUACCUGGUAGCGGCAGUGCCUUGGUGAGGCUGCUCCAGGAGGGCACCUGCAAGCUUGAUGAGAUUGGCUCCUACAGUGAAGAGAAGCUGCAACAUCUGCUAAGGCAGUGUGGAAUCUCCUUUGGAGCAGAAGACUCCAAGGACCAGCUCUGCUUCUCCUUGUUGGCCCUCUACGAAUCUGUACAGAAUGGAGCUAGAGCUAUGCAGCCCCCACCUCACUUCACAGGUGGUAAAAUCUACAAGGUGUGCCCCCAUCAGGUGGUCUGCGGCUCCAAGUAUCUUGUGCGGGGUGAGAGUGCCCGUGACCAUGUGGACCUGCUUGCCUCUUCCCGCCACUGGCCGCCUGUCUAUGUGGUAGAUAUGGCCACGUCAGUGGCCCUGUGUGCUGACCUCUGCUACCCAGAGCUGACCAACCAGAUGUGGGGGAGGAACCAGGGCUGUUUCUCUAGUCCCACGGAGCCACCUGUGAGUGUGUCCUGCCCAGAGCUCUUGGACCAGCAUUAUACUGUGGACAUGACAGAAACUGAGCACUCUAUCCAGCACCCAGUCACCAAGACUGCCACACGGCGCAUCGUCCAUGCAGGCACACAGCCCAAUCCUGGUGACCCCAGUACUGGGCACCACUCCUUGGCACUGUGCCCUGAAUUGGCACCCUACGCAACCAUCCUGGCCUCCAUCGUGGACAGCAAACCAAACAGUGUCCUCCAGCGGCCCAUUGCCUUCGACAAUGCCACUCACUAUUACCUCUACAACCGCCUCAUGGACUUCCUCACCAGCCGCGAGAUUGUCAAUCGUCAGAUCCAUGACAUUGUACAGAGCUGCCAGCCUGGUGAGGUGGUCAUUCGUGACACCCUCUACCGCCUUGGGGUUGCUCAGAUCAAGACAGAGACAGAGGAGGAGGGUGAGGAAGAGGAGGUGGCCACAGUGGCAGAAUAAGCCAGGCUGUUGUACAGGGACUAUACCAUCUCUCAAGCCAUAGUAAGGCCCUUGCCUGAGGCAGAGCUAUCCAGGGGACCUGCAGAAGUGGUCUCCUGUGGGGAGGGCCUCUGACUGCUGGGACUGACCAAAGAGCUUCCAUUCCCUGAGCAUGGUGGGACCCAGGGUCCUCGGUUCUCAACCCUCCACAGGUCAGGAGUGGUGCCGGGAAAUCUCUUCUGGCCCCGAGAGAACACUUGGGGGACGUGGUAUGUUUAAUGGAGGGAGGGGAGGCUGAGGGAAAGGCUGGUAGCUGGUGGCUUCCGUGGGACCUGCUGUGGGUCAGGGUAGAGAUCCUGGGUGGGCUAAGGCGUGAGUCCCAGCACUAGGUGGGAAGGCUGCUCAGGUCUCUCCCACUCCUGAGGAGCCCUGGUUUCAGCGCCCCCAGUCUCAUGAAUUGCUUAGCCUGUUGCCUUUGACUAGGGGCCUGGGGUGGCCUGCCUUUGACUAGGGGUCCCUUUGGGCUCUUGAUUCUCCCUGAAGGAGGGAUACAUUUCUCUCUUGCUCUUCCUGUACCCACAUUUGGGGGAAGCUGAGGAACAGUCAGCCACAGCUCUCUUCCAGGACUGUCCUCUCCGCCCCCAAGCUUUGAGGAAGAGCAUCCCCUUCCUCCUUUCCCUGGCCACUGCUGCUGCAGCCAACAUCCUCUCUGGGCCUGGGACCCUCUCCACAGACAGGAUGUGAUCCCUGGCCAUGACAUAACCUGGCAGCAGUAGGAAAAACUCCCUUCUGUGAAGGGGAAGCAGACUGGGCCAUAAGGAAACAGCAGGACUGGCUCAAGUGCCCAAGGUUUGUUUAGGGCCUGGGAAUUGGCCAUGUGUUAAUUUAUUGAGAGGAGUGGAGUAGGUGGCUUUUUUUCCCCUCCUUCUCUCUUCCCCCAACAAAAAUAAAGUUUAUUAAAUUA